UCCUCUUGCAUUUCUUUAUUCUCUUGUUUUUGUUUCCUAUCCUAACCUCUGAAACUCACUCCCUUCCUGACCUCACCAGACUCCUCAUUUCCAGCUCUUCCCAACCCACCAUUGUCUUCCAUUGUUUCUCUUAACAUCUUCAAUGGAAGAUAGCCCCAGAUUCAAACCCAACACCCAAAAACGAAGAACCAGCACCGACUCCAGCUCACCCGAAUUCGACUUCUGGAGGCUGCAAAACCCGUCUUGCCCGCAACCCAAUCUCGUCUCUGCCGACGAGCUAUUCGUCGACGGUGUCAUUCUCCCUCUCCGCCUCUUCCCCGCCCGCAAUAACCCGCCCGACCCGAACUCCCGACCCGGCUCGGAGGAGAUAUCUGCUCCCGACCCAGAACCUGAACCCGGCCCCGAAGCCCACGUGGCCGCCGGAGCAGCUCCGGCGCCGGUACUGACGGCGUCGAAGCGGUGGAGGGACAUGUUCAAGAAGAAGAGUGAGGGCGGUGAGAAGGAGAAGGAUAAGAAGAAGGAGCGGAAGAGCGGGGGAGCAGCGAGCUCGGCGGAGCUGAAUAUUAAUCUGUGGCCGUUUUCGCGGAGCAGAUCCGCCGGAAAUGCAUGUACCCGACCCAAGGCAGCUUUCGGGGCUCCGGCAACCCGGAAGGUGAACAGCGCCCCGUGUUCGAGGAGCAACUCCACCGGCGAGUCAAAGGCAAUGAGGAAAUGGCCGGCGAGUCCGGGUCGGCCCGGAGUCCACUUGGGACGGAGCAGCCCGGUUUGGCAGGUCCGGCGCGGAGCCUCCGGCCUGAGCAAAACCUCCGACACCCAUGUCAGAAAUGCCGAAAAGAGCGCCAAAAAAGAAGCUCCCGAAACUCGCCGGAGUAAAACCGCCCUAGGCGGCGGCGGUCACGGCAGCGUAAAGCCCAGAGUCUUGAAUUUGAAUGUGCCGACGUGUAUUGGAUACAGAAGCCAUUUGAGCUGUAGGAGUGACGUCAUGAAUAGUGCUGUAGGAAUCCGAGGGAGUAGUGGUAGCAACAAACGUAGCGCCGCCGCUGACGGUGGUGGAGAUAGUAAUGCUGCUGGGGCUGGUAGUAAUCUUUUUAACCUGCGCAGCCUUUUCUCUAAGAAGGUGUAUUAAGUUCUUGAUCAUCACCAUCAUCAUCCUCUCAUUAUUUAAUUUUCUGUUCCAACAUAUAUAUUAACUCUAUAAAAUUAUCCAAGGGAUGAUUUUGUAUGAAUCUUCUUCUUCUCUCUUUGAAAAUCAUAAGGAGAGAAAAAGGGUUUCUUUUUGUUUUUUCACAUGUAAAUUAAAUGGAAAAGGUAGAGCU
Messenger RNA from Argentina anserina (silverweed cinquefoil), 1316 nucleotides. RefSeq lists its product as uncharacterized. The transcript has a single exon. Lineage: Eukaryota; Viridiplantae; Streptophyta; Magnoliopsida; Rosales; Rosaceae. The record is from RefSeq and is a predicted model, not a curated record. The coding region runs from base 143 to 1126 and encodes 327 amino acids.